CUCCUUUAAACUCAUGGAAGGAGAGGAAGCAAAAGUGAACAGACGAGGACUAACUAAAGGGAAUAACUAAAAGAGACACAGCAAAAUGCCUCCAAAGAGGAAAAACCAUUCUGCCAUUCGGGUUGAAGAAGUUGGGAUGGAGGUUGAUGCUGUAUCAGACAGUGGAAGUGAAGACGAUGCCAGGAGGAGAGCUCAAAACAGAAGAGCCAAACCACAACGUAAAGCCAAAAAGGUCAGCGACGAUGACGAGGAUGACGAAGAUGAGGCACCAAGGAAGAAAGGACGAAGGAAGAAGACCAAGCCACAGGACAGCGAUGAAGACGACGAGGAAGACAAGCAGAAUGUGAAAAGAAAAACUUCAAAAGCUUCCAGGAAGAAAGCUAAGGAGGAGAGCGACGAGGGGAGCGAAGAAGACAAAAAGAAAAGAAGAAAGCAAGGGACAGCCGGGUCCAAAAAGGAUAAAGAGGAGCAGAACAAGGAGAAGGGGAAUGUUAAAGGGAAACAAGGGAAGGAUAAAGGUGGGGAGAAGGACGGGAAAAAGAAGAAUGGGAAGAUAAGCAGCUCUUCUUCCUCCUCCUCCUCCUCUGGUUCUGAUGAAGAGUCACUGUCGGAGGGAGAGAUGGAAGCCCUGAAGGAACAGGUGGAGGAGAAGAAGAAACUGAUCGCUACGUUAAGAAACAAACCCUGGCGCAUGAAGAGGAGACUCGUACUGCUCAAGGAAGCUCAGGAGUUUGUUGAAAAAUUUGAAGGAGCUCUCGGGAAAGGAAAAGGCAGGAAGCUGUAUGCGUACAAAGUCAUGAUGGCCAAGAUUCUUAUGGGUCUUCCCUAUGGCUCAAUUCCCAGGAAAACUGUGCCCCGUGAAGAGCAGGAAACAGCCAUGGACUUCUCUGUGCUCAAUGACUUUGGAGUAAGGAUCUUAGCUUGGUUGAAUUUAUUCACAGCAUGUGUUGAUUAGAAAUGUAUGUUAUUUAUGUAUAAUGUAAAACGCAAUGGACCAAGGAUUGACCCCUGUAAUGUGUCUGUUUGUAUGACUCUUUGAACACUUCAACAGGGAUACAUCAAGUAUUCCUUUUUGUUCUACGGGUACUUCAACAACAAUCGAAGGAUCGGGCUGCUGCAGUUCAGGCUCCCACUUUCAUACCUGCUGGUGGGCGUUGGCAUCUUUGGAUACAGCCUGAUGGUUGUCAUAAGAACGAUGGCUCGUAACGCCAAUGAAGGAGGGGACGGUGCGGAGGAGGGAGAGUUCACUUUCAGCUGGAAGAUGUUCACUAGCUGGGAUUACUUGAUAGGAAACCCAGAGACUGCAGACAAUAAGUACGCCUCCAUUACAACCAGCUUCAAGGAAUCCAUUGUGGAUGAGCAGGAAAACCAGAAAGAUGAGAACAUCCAUCUCAGACGGUUCCUCAGGGUCCUGGCAAACUUUCUGAUCACGUGCAGUCUGGGAGGAAGCGGAUACCUCAUCUACUUUGUGGUGAAGCGUUCUCAGGACUUUGCUAAAAUGGAGAAGGAAAAUCUUUCGUGGUUGGAAAAGAACGAGGUGGAGUUUGUGAUGUCUCUGCUGGGGCUGGUGUGUCCUCCUCUGUUUGAAACCAUCGCAGAAUUGGAAGAUUAUCACCCUCGUAUUGCCCUCAAGUGGCAGCUGGGACGAAUCUUUGCCCUCUUUCUGGGAAACCUUUACACCUUCCUCUUUGCCCUGUUUGAUGAGGUUAAUGAAAAGUUGGAGACAGAGAAGUCCAUCAAGAAUGCCACUGAUUGGGCUUUUGAGCAAUACUACACCAACUACAGCUCUCAUUACAACACCACAGAUGUGCCUCCUCCAAAUGUGCACCCAGCGGACGUCAUCAGAGGACCCUGCUGGGAGGAUGCAGUGGGAAUAGGCUUUGUGAAGCUGAUCGUGUCGGACAUGCAGGUGACAUAUGUAACCAUCUUGAUUGGUGACUUUGCGCGAGCUUUCAUUGUCCGCUUUCUUAACUACUGCUGGUGCUGGGACCUGGAGGCUGGAUUUCCUUCAUAUGGAGAGUUUGACAUCAGUGGAAAUGUGCUGGGGCUGAUCUUCAAUCAAGGAAUGAUAUGGAUGGGAGCAUUUUACGCUCCAGGGCUGGUGGGUCUGAACGUGUUGCGUCUCCUGUCCUCGAUGUACUACCAAUGCUGGGCAGUGAUGUGCUGUAACGUUCCUCAUGAGCGAGUUUUCAAGGCCUCGCGGUCUAACAACUUCUACAUGGGCCUGCUGCUGCUUGUGCUUUUCCUCAGUCUGCUGCCUGUUGUCUACACCAUCAUGACCGUGUCUCCGUCAUUUGACUGCGGGCCUUUCAGUGGCCAGGGGAAAAUGUACGACGUGAUCAUGGAGACUAUAGAACAGGAUCUGCCACCUUUCUUGGCUAACAUUUUUACAUAUGCCACCAACCCUGGACUCAUCCUGCCUGCUGUCCUCCUCAUGGUGUUGGCGAUCUACUACCUGAAUGCAGUGUCAAAGGGAUACCAAAAUGCAAACCUUGACCUUAAAAAGAAGAUGAAAAUUGCCCGAGACGAGGAGAAGAACCGCAGGAACAACAAGGACAGCACUAAUGAAGUGAUGAAAGACCUGGAAGACCUGCUGCCUAACAAGUCUCUAAUACCGCCUCCCGUUGAGGAAGAGCCCCAUCCUGAUGUCAUAGUUGAUAAAGGCGCCAAGUCUCCCAAAAUAAAGCCGGGUGCAGCAGCAAGAGGAGUUAACCUGCAGAAGGACGUGUCCCUGGCUGCCCCUAACCCCAGGGCUCCAGUCACCCGCGCCCCGGGGCCAAGAAGAGGGCCUCCUGGAAAUGCUAGGAGUCCCCAACCUGGACCUGGGAGAGGAAGAGGUCGGGGGGGACAUCCCAGUCGAUAA
Gymnodraco acuticeps is the source of this 2863-nucleotide messenger RNA. It is a transcript of the gene tmc2b, whose product is annotated as transmembrane channel-like 2b. Gene Ontology annotation, molecular function: mechanosensitive monoatomic ion channel activity. The transcript has 18 exons. The record is from RefSeq and is a predicted model, not a curated record. NCBI's taxonomy places the organism in Eukaryota, Metazoa, Chordata, Actinopteri, Perciformes, Bathydraconidae. Gene Ontology annotation, biological process: vestibular reflex; detection of mechanical stimulus involved in sensory perception of sound. Gene Ontology annotation, cellular component: plasma membrane.